AGUGUCAGAGGGAGUUACUGAGCUAAACGGGAAGUAUUUCGGAGAGGCAGUGAGAUAGCCACCUGUAAGCUACACACACGCACACACACACACACAUGCACCGCUUUCAGUGACAGCAGUGAACAGUGAGAGAGGUGGAGGUGAGGUUGUAACUUUAUAUAUUCCUGAUGGAGUCUGGACCUGGCAGCAGAGCGGAGGAACAGCCACCAGCACUGCCUGUCAAAAAGCACAGUAGCCGUUCUUCCAGAUGCUCCAGUGUUGGGUCUGAUUGCCUGAUGCUCAGCCCUGUUGAUCUCCAGCAUCAGAACUACACGUACAACGACGUCUUCCCUGAACCCACCGAUUGUCACGCAGCCCAGUGCCCCAUACACUACGAUCCCUCCCAACACCAGGUGAGAUUUUUCUCCGAUGGCACCCCGCCGCCUGUCCCAAAGAAGAGGUUAGUUCGCACCCUCUCCCUCCCUUGCUCCAAUCUGCCUCCACUCUCCCCUCUGUGUCCCCCGUCUCCACUGCAAAGACACCCUCAGAACUUCGACAACCCCCUCUACAUGCUGGCACCCAUACCUGACAUGCUUUUCAGAGAGGAGACAGAAGAGUUUAAACCUGUCAGUGGGAGUAACGUCUCUUUACUGCACCUCUCCCAGCUGUCCUUUGACACCCCGGAUGAACACCUGCCCUUCCUAUUCAGUAGAUUUGACGACCAGAAGGUUAUUUCUCAGGGGAUUCAGAAUCGACAUCUACUGUUUUUGAGAAGCGUGGCCCAGAGUGUGGAGGCUGGGAUCCUGCUGCAGGGAGAGGCCUCAGAGAGGAACUUGAGCUCGUACCAGCCUCAGGAUUUCCUGCUGUGUGAGGGCAGCGGCCCAAAGCAGAUCGGAGACACGCGUUUCUACAGCCUGCACAGCCCCAAGCAACCCGGGAGGACGCUUGGUUUAAGGGUACACAAACAGCCUGAUGAAGCCUCCUCAGCUCACACCAAACAUCAGCAUGUCAACGUUCAAGAUAUGAUUGCUUAUUUCCAAGCAAGCAGCGCCCUGAGGGAAGCUCCCUCUCAUCCUCUGAAGUCAGACUGCAGUGCUGCUCCACCAGCAGGUGGAGGCAGCACUGAGUGUGCCACAGUUCAUGUGAACAUUAAUCUGCCCUCUGUUCAGUCUCUCCUGCAGAAAGGACUCUCAGUGGGUGUUGAGAGAGACCUUCCUCACGCCACUCUAGAGGACUUUGUCCAGGUUAACAGCUCACUGCAGAGCACUGACUGUGAGGCCUAUGACAGACAGGUAUGUGCUCUGUUGCUGCAGAUAUUACUAGGCUCACAACAUCUGUAUGACAUCGGAGCCACAGCGGCUGAGCUCAGACCUCAGGGCAUCUUUUUAGUGUGGCCCUACAGGGAUAAUGAAGAGGGAGAAGACAAGGAUGAUUCUGAAAUGAAGAGCGGUUUCACAGAAAAAGGGAUCCAGAUGUUAUGCAGGACACACGGUUCCCCUCGUGUGGUCUUAACCCCGGUAUCAUCUGCUCCAAUACCUCACAUCUCCACCUACAUAAAAACCCAGAUUGCAGCUCUGAUUGAAUACUGCCUCCACUCACAAGAGAGCCUGGCCUCAGCCCUGUCCAAGUCCUCGUACCGCAGAGGGCUCCUCUUCCUGGGGUCUCUGCUCCACUCUGACAGCAGGGGGCCGCAGAUGGCUGACAUGGUGGCCCUGCUUCAGGUUCUCCUCUGGGGGCCACGAGCCUCCAUCUUCAAUCAAAGCGGCUCUAUGACCACCGCUGUGCACAACUGGCUGACAGUCAAGCGAGCGCUGCUGGUGAUGAAGCUGGCAGAGAGAGGGCUGAUCCAGGAUCAGUCUGCACUGAGUUGGGAGGACUGUAUGUGCCUGCAGUAUCUGUCGUUCACAGACCCGGAGACAGUCCUGAGUGUGACCAGUCAGCUGUCACUGGACGGAUCAUCGUGAAGUUAAAUCAUUAUUUUGCCCACUCUCGGGUAUUGACAGUCCAAGAUCAUUUCAAUUGUCAGUCUGUAUUAUGCAGAAUAGUCAAAAAUACACUGAGAAAGGUUUUCCAAUCCAUCCUUUAAAAAUACAAAACAUCGAUAUUCUUCAUAUACUGCUCUUCAUCUUCAUGUGACAUUGAUUUAAUAAAAUGCUGCACUUAUUUCUGCUGUAAUAUUUUAUAUUAAGUGGCCUACAUUUGUAUUUCUCAAGCAGCUUUUUACUAUAAGCGAAGGAAUUAGGUGUAUUGUAAAAAAAAUU
Molecule: messenger RNA, 2240 nt
Organism: Notothenia coriiceps (black rockcod)
Lineage: Eukaryota; Metazoa; Chordata; Actinopteri; Perciformes; Nototheniidae
Product: pseudopodium-enriched atypical kinase 1-like
Exons: 4
Coding region: 168-1943 (591 amino acids)
Biological process (GO): protein phosphorylation
Molecular function (GO): protein kinase activity
Source: RefSeq, a predicted model, not a curated record